Zerene cesonia (dogface butterfly) is the source of this 1443-nucleotide messenger RNA. Its product is annotated as transmembrane protease serine 9-like. The transcript has 9 exons. Gene Ontology annotation, biological process: proteolysis. Lineage: Eukaryota; Metazoa; Arthropoda; Insecta; Lepidoptera; Pieridae. Bases 1 to 1443 code for a protein of 480 amino acids. The record is from RefSeq and is a predicted model, not a curated record. Gene Ontology annotation, molecular function: serine-type endopeptidase activity.
AUGAUAACAGAUGUUCUCGAUAAUCGAGAAAAUUCUAGAAUUAGAGAACUGAAAGACAAAUUGAACGAAAUUGCUAAAUAUGUGGUUGAUGAUGAUAAACUUGCAGAGCUUCUGAUAGCAGAGACCAAGACUACAGACUUGAACGAAACAAAUUUUUAUAAAGCUCUCAAUGAGACUGAUAAUAUAAAUUUAUUCUACGGGAGUGAACCGAAGAACUUGUAUUUGAAACUGAAGGAAAAAAUGAAUAGAGAUGACAUUAUGAAAAUACUUUCUGAAAAAGCUGACAGUAGCAAGUUAGUUAAAGCGGCUAGGCGGAUGAUAGAAAAUGAUCAUGGGACUAAAUCGUUUAUUGAUAACGAUGUUGUCGAUAUUAUAGUGGACAAAAUGAUAGCUGAGAAACCCAGAGAUGAUCAUACAUUUGACUUUAAUAAGGAUGACAAUAAAUAUUGGGACCCGCAAGGCGAGCUAGAAGAUCUGAAAGAGUAUCACCAGCACGACGGUCGCAGGAUAUUCAAGGGUGAACGAACAACCAUCAAGCACUACCCCUUCAUGGCCUCCAUCCACGUGAUGGGGCGCUUUUGGUGCGGCGGUGUGCUGUAUUGGCACGAUCUGGUACUCACCUCGGCGUCCUGCUUGCAACUGAUGCACAAUAACCGAUACUUCAGGGAGAACCCGAAAGCGCUUUACGUGAGGAUUGGAAGCAAUCACAGCAGGAUAGGAGGAGAGUCUAUACACGCACUAGAAGUUUUCUUCCACCCCGGCUACAACCCCCGCAGCUUGAAACACAACAUCGCGAUAAUAAGGUUGCGCCGACAUUUAUUCUUUGGUUACCACCGAGUGCCCAAGAUCAUAAACCUUUCGCCCAGUGCUGAGGGUCUGGCACCUACUUCUGAAGUACUGGUUUUAGGCUGGGGUGUUACCAAGAUGUCACAGAGGCUGGCGUACGAACCCGUUUUUCUGAAUAGAAAGUUUCUGCCCAUCUAUCCGAACAUUUUCUGCAAGGAGAUAUAUGGAGACAAAUUCAUAUCAUCCACCAUGUUCUGCGCUGGUACAAUGACAACAGGAGAAGGCGCUUGUGAUCAUGACGCAGGCGGUCCAGCGGUGCUAGCAGGCAAGCUGGUGGGUCUCAUAUCCUUCGGGCCCGCAAUAUGCGGGUACCCCAAUGCGCCCACUGUGUUCACACUGGUUGGCGCCUACAUGGACUGGAUUGAGAGUGUGAAUGAAACUAUGCCAGAUUACUACAAAGGCAAGAAGCGGACAACAACGCCGGACCCCUUCACACUCUUCGAAGACUUGAAGUUUAGCAAGAUGAAAUUCAGUAAGUUCACCUCAACGGACGCCGAGUCCACCAUCACCACCGCGCUCCCCACCACCACCACACCAGCCGAGCUCCGAAACAGAUUCGUCCACGCUGACGAGGGCUGGAGCCUUGAUAUCGAUUAA